UUACAUUCCGCCAUUUUGCUUUGUCGCGGAGUGAACGUAAAAAUUAUUCCUAUGUAUUUUAUCGUGGAUUUUAGUUAUUUAGUUUAGAAUUAGUGUUUUAACACACUAAUGGCUUGCUUAAAUACCCUUAAGUUAGAAAUCAAGACCUUAGAACAAGUGUUUCCAAAAAACCAUGAACGCUUUCAGAUAAUGUCAGCUAGUGUCGACGAACUGACCUGCAGAUUCGUUGGCAAAAGUGGAAAGAAAUAUGAAAUUCACGCAAAUAUUACGGAAACAUACCCGAACACACCACCGGUGUGGUUUGCGGACAGCGAGGAUCCAAUUGUGACAAAUGCAGUUCAGAUCCUCACCAACACACAGGGAAGAGACAAUCAUGUUAUAAAUCAGGUGGGGAUACUGUUGCGGGAGCUAUGCAAGUUACACGGCAUACCGGAACCGCCCGACUUAGACUCGCUAACGAUACCUCUCCAUCCAAUGCCACCACAACAUAGAGUUCCAAGUGUAACGUCAAAUGGCGCCGAGUCGGGCACAGAAGAGGACGAGGAAAUGGCGGCUGAGGAUGACGACUCGGAGGGAGAGGACGACCUUCCUAUGGAAAUGGUUGAAGAUGCUGGACGCAGCAGCAAGGACGAUAUGGAAACAGAACACUUAGCGACACUGGAACGGCUGCGACAGAACCAGCGACAAGACUACCUGUCCGGUAGCGUAUCAGGCAGCCUACAAGCCACAGAUCGCCUCAUGAAGGAACUGCGCGAUAUAUAUCGCUCGCACUCCUUCAAGAACAAUAUGUAUUCCAUUGAGCUAGUUAACGAUUCUCUCUACGAGUGGAACAUCAGACUGCGUUCAGUAGACCCGGACAGUCCGCUGCACAACGACCUGCUGCUCCUCAAAGAGAAGGAGGGCAAGGACUCCAUACUGCUCAACAUCAUGUUCAAGGAGACAUACCCCUUCGAGCCGCCGUUCGUGCGCGUCGUCUACCCUAUUAUAUCGGGAGGCUAUGUGCUAGUCGGCGGCGCUAUCUGCAUGGAGCUGCUAACGAAGCAGGGCUGGUCUUCCGCGUACACAGUGGAGGCCGUGAUCAUGCAGAUAGCAGCGACCCUCGUCAAGGGCAAGGCGCGGAUCCAGUUCGGGGCCACCAAAGUCGUGUCGUCCUCGCAGUACAGUCUCGCGCGUGCGCAACAGAGCUUCAAGUGUCUCGUGCAGAUACACGAGAAGAACGGUUGGUUCACGCCGCCGAAGGAAGACGGCUAAUCCAGGCCCCUCCCGCCGUAACAUUAAGACUAACGUGCAACAGUUGACAGUAACGCCCAAACAAUGUCUCCUCUAAAUUGUCAAGUGACUCGGGUUGCGUGGAUAUAGUCUUAAAUUCCAAAACGCAACUCAGAUGUAAGUUGUGUUAAGUAUGACUGAACGUGAAUAUCUUGAGUAUUGUAUGUGUACUUUAAUCGAUAUUGUUAAGUGCUAUUAAUGUUCUGAAGUGCAACGGGCGUUCACGAGAGACUCUAUAAGACUUAUAGGAAAUGUUUAAUGUGUAACAUUUUUUGUAAUCAUUCAUUUCUCAUUAAAGUUAUCCGUAUGGUAGCCCUAGACGUUACUGGAGUGUAAAGUUGGAAAAUUCUUUGCAUUUCUUUUUAGUUAUUGAAAUAAAAAAAACCUGUGAUUCUUAA
Pectinophora gossypiella (pink bollworm) is the source of this 1667-nucleotide messenger RNA. Its product is annotated as ubiquitin-conjugating enzyme E2 Q2. Gene Ontology annotation, biological process: protein polyubiquitination. Gene Ontology annotation, molecular function: ubiquitin conjugating enzyme activity. The coding region runs from base 109 to 1251 and encodes 380 amino acids. The record is from RefSeq and is a predicted model, not a curated record. NCBI's taxonomy places the organism in Eukaryota, Metazoa, Arthropoda, Insecta, Lepidoptera, Gelechiidae. Gene Ontology annotation, cellular component: nucleus. The transcript is spliced from 8 exons.